This is a messenger RNA of Limanda limanda (common dab), 712 nucleotides long. RefSeq names its product phospholipase A2, minor isoenzyme-like. The record is from RefSeq and is a predicted model, not a curated record. Gene Ontology annotation, biological process: arachidonate secretion; phospholipid metabolic process; lipid catabolic process. NCBI's taxonomy places the organism in Eukaryota, Metazoa, Chordata, Actinopteri, Pleuronectiformes, Pleuronectidae. Bases 74 to 538 code for a protein of 154 amino acids. The transcript has 4 exons. Gene Ontology annotation, molecular function: calcium ion binding; phospholipid binding.
GGCCUGAUGCUCGAUAUAUAAGGAGGACCUGAACUGUGAGCUGGAGCUGUUUCUGAAGGUCUUGACUCACAGGAUGAACGCCCUCCGAACUCUGUUUCUCUUGGCCGCUGGCCUCUCUGUGGCUUGGUGUGGUCCAAAGGCACCAAUCCAAAAGAGGGCGCUUAACCAGUUCAGGCAAAUGAUCCAGUGCCUGGUGCCCGACAGCUCGCCGGUUUUGGACUACACUGACUACGGCUUCUACUGUGGAUAUGGCGGCUCUGGCACGCCUGUGGACGAGCUGGACAGGUGCUGCGAAGUGCACGACAAGUGUUACCGUGAGGCCAAGGACCACGACCAAUGCUUGCCUUUCUUCGACAACCCUUACACCGAGAUCUACGCCUACAGCUGUGACACAGUGAGCAAGACGUUCACCUGUGGCGAGAACAACGACGAAUGUGAGCAGUUCAUCUGCGAGUGUGACAGGAAGGCUGCAGAGUGUUUCGCCAGAUCGCCUUAUAACCCCGAGAACCAGCGACUGCCCAGCGAGCGAUGUCAGUAGAAGACCUCUUCAGUUAAUCAAACGCAGGAUCCACUCCCACAGAAGAUGCUCGACAUUCAGAUAAAUUGCUGUGUCAUUAAAUUAAAUGUGUAGUUGAGCCUUUGACUCAUGCUUGUUCAUGCACAUUUUCCAUUUUGAGAGAUAUUUGUAUUAAAGAUCCUGUUACAGUUCAAA